Molecule: messenger RNA, 1230 nt
Organism: Megalops cyprinoides (Indo-Pacific tarpon)
Lineage: Eukaryota; Metazoa; Chordata; Actinopteri; Elopiformes; Megalopidae
Product: serine/threonine-protein kinase NIM1
Exons: 4
Coding region: 1-1230 (409 amino acids)
Biological process (GO): intracellular signal transduction; protein phosphorylation; microtubule cytoskeleton organization
Cellular component (GO): cytoplasm
Molecular function (GO): protein serine/threonine kinase activity; tau-protein kinase activity; ATP binding
Source: RefSeq, a predicted model, not a curated record
AUGAUGAUGGAGCCAGUCACAGCUGAGGAACCGCCGAUGAUAUGCUCCCCCUUUGAAAAGGUCAUCUAUGACAUGGCCCACAGUGAAACGGUCGCUAAUGACAUCACUCUGGGGAGACGGGCUGGCCUCUAUGAACUACGGGGGGAGAUAGGCACUGGCAACUUUUCCCAAGUGAGGUUGGGGGUCCACAUCCUGAUCAGAGAGAGGGUCGCAGUCAAGAUUCUGGAUAAGCUUCGUCUGGACAAGAAGUCACAGGGGCUGUUUGCCUCAGAGAUCUCUUGUAUGGAGAAACUGUCUCACCCCAACAUUGUGCGUCUGUAUGAGGUGAUGGAGACAGGAAAGCACCUGUACCUAGUGAUGGAAUAUGGCAGUGGAGGGGAUCUCUACUCCCGCAUCAGCACCAGGGGGCGCUUGUCUGACCUUGACAGCAAGUUCAUCUUUGCCCAGAUCGUGUCUGCAGUCAAGUACAUGCAUGACAGCAACAUCGUUCACAGAGACCUUAAGGCAGAGAACAUAUUUUACACAACCAGCUACUGCAUUAAAGUAGGAGAUUUUGGCUUCAGCACAGUGAGUGGUCCUAAUGAAGUUCUUACCACCUUCUGUGGCUCUCCACCAUAUGCAGCACCUGAGCUCUUCAAGGAGAAAGGCUACGUGGGCCGCCAUGUAGACAUUUGGGCCUUGGGUGUCCUACUGUACUUCAUGGUGACUGCCACUAUGCCCUUCUAUGCCAACAACCUGAGUCGGCUCAAGCGUAGCAUCCUGCAGGGUUCCUAUGGCAUCCCAUCCCACGUGCCUGAUCCCUGCCAGCAGGUCAUCAAGAGCAUGCUGCGGCCUGUGCCCCCUGAUCGCCCCUCUGUCACCCAGCUUAUGAUCAGCUCAUGGCUUAAAGGGAUCGACUACCCCAAGCCUUAUCCCGCCUUCUGCUCAACACCCUCGGUUCUGGCCGAGCCCUUGCGGGUCCUUUGCAAAGAGGAGCAGGAGGUGAGGUCAGCCCUGCUGUGCCUGGGAAUUACAGACACUCACCUGCAGAACAAUGCCUGCGCUGACUCUCGCAGCCCUGUCACGGGGAUCUACCGGAUCACACUACAUCGCAUCGAGAAGAGGAGAUCCGUGGAGGAUGUUGGCUACUCUGCCUUGUACCCUGAUGACUUCCAGCACCGAAAACGUUGUACUCGAGCUGCAGGGGCUGUUGAGAAGCACAAUCCUUCCGCCGUUUGUAUCAUCCUGUGA